This is a messenger RNA of Penicillium samsonianum, 717 nucleotides long. RefSeq lists its product as uncharacterized. NCBI's taxonomy places the organism in Eukaryota, Fungi, Ascomycota, Eurotiomycetes, Eurotiales, Aspergillaceae. Bases 1 to 717 code for a protein of 238 amino acids. The record is from RefSeq and is a predicted model, not a curated record. The transcript has a single exon.
AUGGAAUCGAACUGGCUGACUGCACGCAAUAACCACACAUACGAAAAUGGACGCCGCUAUUAUGGCUUCAAGGCCGAAUUCCCCUUUCCAGACGACGAAAACGCUACCACAGCGCACGCGAUGAUCAGCACCAUCUGGCAUCAUCUUCUAGACGGCAGAACCUUUAUUGCCCCCCUAGAUCCGGUCAAGAAAAACCAUAAGUUUCUCGAGUUCGCUACCCGUAGCGGCUCCUGGACGAUCAUGGCACUAGACCGGCAUCGUCCUGCCCCGCGCUUAACGGGCAUGGACCCGACCUAUAUGUCUCCAGAUCUCCAAUAUUUCGAACACCACGACCUCGAGGGUGAUUGGCCGUUUACUGCAAGACAGGCGUUUCAUUUGAUCCAUGCGCAGUCGCUAGGCGGGGUGAUUGCCGACUAUGAUAGGUUCUACGCUAAUGCGUACCGGCAUCUUCUCCCGGGCGGGUGGUUAGAAGUAUGGGAGAACGACUUACGCUUUUUUACCGAUAACGCACAGGAUGAAGCCCGGCUAGUGGCACUAAGGGAGUGGGAGGCGCUGAUACAUGAGGCAGUGGCCAAGUUUGACAAGCGAAUCAACGUGGCAGCCGAACAGAAGGAGCUGAUGCACUCAGCUGGCUUUGUGCAAGUCGAUGAACAGCUAUUCAAGGUAGGUGAGCCUAAAAUGGAACAAAAAUUCAAAGAUAAUCCGUGUGUAUUGUAG